AUGGCCCACCACCGGCGUGGUGACGAGGACGACCGCGGGCCCGGAGCAGCUUACCAGGCGUUUGUGGCCAUGGAGCGUUUGCUUGAUAAGUUGCACAUUUUAAACUACCAAGAUGAAGUCCUGGCAAAACACAACAUGAGGAACUUGUCCAGGCAUUACUUCGUGUCUAGUCCCUACCUGGAGUCCAAUCCUGGGGAGCAGUUUUACAUGUUCACCAUCAUCGCGGCGUGGCUCAUCAAUUUGGCGGGGAGGCCCUUCGACGAGCGGGUGGAGUACGGCGAACCCAGCGCGACCAUGUCGGACAUUCUCGCCGAGCUUCGGGCCUUCGACGUCCGGGUGGACUUCCCGCCCUCCAAACUUUUGUCCGGCUCGGGCGAGUACGUAUGCUUCGUUUUGGACAGGCUGGCCGAGGAAGCGCUUAAGAAGAAAGGCUUUGCCUUCAGGAGCCCGCAGUAUCCGACGGAAGACUCCGAAGAACACUACGUGGUGGAGGAAGAUUUGGAACUCAACGUAGAAGAAGAGGCCAUCGAGGAGCCGGACGACGACGAGGAGCACGCCCUGGACCUGGAGGCCUUGAAAUUGAGAAGCGCUCACACCGAAGCCAAGGUAUCCUGCGUCAACACAGAGAUCCUGCAGUCCAUGGUGGAUGCAGCCGAGUGGUACCUGGAAGUGGAGCGCGUUCUUCCCUAUCUUAAAGUCACCGUCAAGAACGACAACAAGGACUGGAGGAUCCACGUGGAGCAAAUGCACAGGCACCGGGACGGAAUCUCGUCCUCGUUCCGAGAGGCCAAAGGCUACCUGGAGAAGGUCCAGGAGGACAUCGGGAAGACCUUGGAGAAGGUCCGCAGCCGGGAGAAGUACAUCAACAACCAGCUGGAGAACUUGAUCCAGGAGUACCGUAGCGCUCAGGCCCAACUGUGCCAGGUCAAGGAACAGUACCGGCAGGCCAGCGAGGGCCUGACGGAGAAAGCCCGCGACCUGGCCAAUAUGGACGACGAGCUGAAAAGGGUGAAGCAGGAGAUGGAGGAGAGGAGUAGCAGCAUGUCUGACGGCGCGCCGCUGAACAACAUCAAGCGUUGCAUGGCCAGCCAGAAACAGGAGAUAAUCCAGCUGGACAAAAUGAUUGCCAGCCAACGUUUGCAGAUGAAGAAAUCUAUCGAGGUACAAAACUCUAACACCACGGUCUUGCCGGAGCAAACGUACUUUUCACACUCUUCAGACUUGUGGACUUGGGAUUCUUGA
Messenger RNA from Corythoichthys intestinalis (scribbled pipefish), 1242 nucleotides. RefSeq names its product intraflagellar transport protein 57 homolog. Lineage: Eukaryota; Metazoa; Chordata; Actinopteri; Syngnathiformes; Syngnathidae. Gene Ontology annotation, cellular component: centrosome; cilium; Golgi apparatus. The record is from RefSeq and is a predicted model, not a curated record. The transcript has a single exon. Gene Ontology annotation, biological process: intraciliary transport; non-motile cilium assembly. The coding region runs from base 1 to 1242 and encodes 413 amino acids.